AUGCGUGCGGCCGCGGAAAGUGCCUCUCACACCUCAGCAGCAGGCGAUCUGUCGCCUGUUGUUGUGAAUCGUCCACGUGGUGAGUCACCACGUGCGACAGGUACAUCCGUUGCGCCUGCAGCGGGUACCUCAAAUCGUAAUCCAGACGAGUCUGAGAUAGAUCUCAUCUAUUUUGGCGAGUUGGCUGAUGUAUCCGACUCGAAGGCGACUCCUUACGCCUCGGGAUCACCCGGGGAUGACGCUGCAAAAGCCAGGCUGACUGGCUCUGGUCAGCGCGGCAGCAUCACUACCGAGAUCUUUGGAUCGAGUGAUUACUCCGAUGAGUCUCCGCCUCACGCAAGUCCAUACAACGAUAGUACGCGUGAAGAUGGUGGCGAUGCACCUAUGCAUCACCACGAGCGAAGCAACUCGAGGGAUCGAGGUGUCACUGGUGUCAGUGCUCAUGCUGGUACCAAUCAAGAGGCCAGGGACCGAAACGUCCUGCUCUACGCUCCUCAAGUGAAGUCUCCUUACAUUCCAUCAUCCAAGGAGUCUGACCGGUUGGCCGGCAUGACUUCCGAUCGGGACCGAAUGCCGUUGUUCGAUUGCAGGAAGAUUUGCACUUCUGAUUCCAGCACGGAAACUAUCCGUGCUGAGGAAGAGUUCUUCACCGAUGUGUUCUUUAAACAUCUGUGGUACAAUGGUAGCCGUGUACGAGACGGCAAAGCCUUGGUGCAGGGCUGGAAUAACCUAAUCCACAACAUUGAGUAUAUUUGCCGUGAGGCUUGGCUCGCCAAACUUGAUACGGCUCGCAUCCGGUUUGAGAAACGAAAUCCCGUCGGGGCGCGAUACAAGUUGCACCGGCUGUCAAAAGAGCCAAAAUUUAUCUGUCUCUUGUGGGAUAAUUCGUGUCCAGGCUGCCUGGACAAUUCGAACCGUGCCCCUAGGGAGGCCUACCUCACUAUUGAUCCCUACAGGAGGGCGCGCAUCUCUUCCGACAUGGCCGAAGGGAUCGACACUUUGCAAUCCCUGUACUCGCGUUCGGGGAGGUCGUUUUCCGAUGGCGCUUCUUAG
Peronospora matthiolae is the source of this 1053-nucleotide messenger RNA. NCBI's taxonomy places the organism in Eukaryota, Oomycota, Peronosporomycetes, Peronosporales, Peronosporaceae. The record is from the annotation of a GenBank genome assembly.